Molecule: messenger RNA, 439 nt
Organism: Medioppia subpectinata
Lineage: Eukaryota; Metazoa; Arthropoda; Arachnida; Sarcoptiformes; Oppiidae
Source: the annotation of a GenBank genome assembly
GUGUUUGGCGCUCAGCCUCCGCCCGCUUUUGGCUCUUCGCCGACAUUUGGUGGACAACCGCCGGCGCCGUCAGCUUUUGGCAGCGCAGCCACCUUUGGCGGCGCUCCUGCUUUCGGAUCCAUGGGCUCGGGUUCGGCCACUUUCGGCACUCAAUCCUCUUUUGGCACAACGAGUGGAUUCGCUAAUUCGGUCAACAAUGACCUUAGUUUUGGAGCCCUGGCCUCAACCGCUCAGCACUCGCCCCCACAACAGACAUCCACUCCAUUCGGUUCCGGUUUCUCAGGCUUUGGCUCUUCGGAUGUCUUCACCCAAAGAAGAAAAUAAUUGUUUUGAUAAGAAAUUAAAUGAAUUUUUAAGUAAAAUGAAUAUUUUAUGGAAAAUAUUUCUAUAAUUGCGAUUAAAAACAAAGAUUUUCUCAAUAAAUGUUUUAAUUUUUACA